Molecule: messenger RNA, 972 nt
Organism: Talaromyces rugulosus
Lineage: Eukaryota; Fungi; Ascomycota; Eurotiomycetes; Eurotiales; Trichocomaceae
Exons: 2
Coding region: 1-972 (323 amino acids)
Molecular function (GO): 4-hydroxy-tetrahydrodipicolinate synthase activity
Source: RefSeq, a predicted model, not a curated record
AUGGGAUCCAUUGGCAAAUCAUACCCUCCCGGAAUCCACGUCCCCAGCUUGACAUGGUUCCGGUCUGAUGAUACACAGUCGAUAGACUGGGAGCUCCAAGAGCGUCAUCUCGAGUUCCUCGUAGGCAGCGGGCUACACGGUGUUGUAAUCGCUGGCACCAACGGCGAAGCCGCAACUCUCACACCAGACGAAAAGUCAAGAUUAGUGAGUCUCACACGCUCCGUCGCAACAAGACUGGGCCGAGCAGAUCUCGCAAUCACCUGCGGCACAUUCGGAGGCUGCACGCAUGCCAUCAUUGAAGAUACCAAGCUUGCCUCCAAGGCCGGCGCGGACUAUGUCCUCGUCUUGGUCCCGUCGUUUUUCCACUUUGCGCUCGACUCGGAUGCCAUUGUCGCAUUCUUUCAGGAGGUCGCCUCCGCGUCACCGAUUCCUAUCGUCAUCUACAAUUUCCCGGGUGUGGUGAGCGGGUUGAAUGUGAACUCGGAGAUGUUGCAGACUCUCGGCGACCACCCGAACAUCGUCGCUGUCAAGCUCACAUGCGGCACAAUUGCGUCGGUCUCGCGCACGGCGGCCAAGUUUGGCCCUGGGCUGGCUAAAUCUGGGGCCCAGCCUUCGUUUGUCGCUCUUGCUGGCCAGAGUGACUGGCUUGUUCCGUGUCUGAGCGUUGGUGGAACAGGAUGUAUCACCGGUCUUGCCAACCUCUACCCCAAGGCAUGCAUCGAGAUCUUCAACCUUUAUACUUCUGGCAAAAAAGCCGAAGCCGAAGAGCUACAGAUCAAACUAGCCAGCGUCGAAUGGGGCUUCGGAAAAGGUGGCAUCAACGGCACAAAAUGGGUUGUUGGAAAGUAUCGUGAAUACCCAGAGGACAGCACUUGGUGCCGAAGGCCGUAUCCGAAGUUCUUGGAUCAAGGGAAAAGAGAAUGGAUUACGGAGACUGUGAAGCCGCUUCAAAAGAUCGAGGCAGCACUUUAG